GCUUUGCAUUAGCGUCUAUCCGCAUCCUUUCUCUCGCCUCAUUCCUGUCUAUUUGCGUACAUAUCUUCGUGUUCAUGCCGUUAUAUGCAUCUCAAUUCCGUAGUUCUCUUGCUCUCUCUAUAUACAUACUAAUACUAUUACUGCUGCGACUGAAUUAUAAUCGCCAGAUCUUCUUUAUUCACGACUAUCUUCAUUUUUGCGUUAAUUCUUAAAAUUCUUUUGCUCAAAUCCGUGUAUUUUUAGAGAUACGUUAGUUAUAUACAGAGAGGACGUAGGUAAGGAGUUGUUGGGUGAUUUGGAUGGCAGUGAUGGCUGUCCCGGAGCCCUUGAUGAUGCUGGUGGUGAUGGCGGCGGCCGCCACACUAAUUACAGCUGCGAAUGGUGUCUCCGGGACAUUUCCGAGGAGUGUAAUGACUUUAGAAAGGGCAUUUCCGGCGAACCAGAAGGUGGAAUUAGAGGAGCUUAGGGCUCGGGACCGAUUAAGGCACGCCCGGCUCUUGCAGAAUUUCGCAGGUGGCAUCGCUAAUUUUCCGGUUAUCGGUUCGUCGGACCCGUAUUUAGUAGGGCUUUAUUUCACAAGGAUAAAAUUGGGGUCUCCACCAAGAGAAUUCAAUGUGCAGAUCGAUACUGGAAGUGAUAUCCUAUGGGUUACUUGCAGUUCCUGCAAUAACUGUCCUAGGACUAGUGGUCUUGGGGUUGAGCUUAGCUUCUAUGAUGCUGCCAGCUCAUCAACUGCUGCACACAUUUCUUGUUCAGACCGAAUAUGUGAUUCUAUUAUUCGGACUGCCUCUGCCUCUGCCCAAUGCUCUGCUGAAAGCAACCAGUGUAGUUAUUCAUUCCAGUAUGGAGAUGCAAGUGGCACAUCUGGUCAAUACGUAUCAGAUAUGCUAUACUUUGACACAGUCCUUGGGGCUUCAUUGAUAGCCAACUCUUCAGCACCAAUAGUUUUCGGGUGCAGCACCUCUCAGUCUGGGAGUCUAACUUUACCAGACAGAGCAGUUGAUGGUAUUUUUGGGUUUGGUCAACAUGACCUUUCUGUUAUAUCACAAUUGUCAUCUCGUGGGAUUACUCCAAAAGUGUUUUCACAUUGUUUAAAAGGAGAGGGAAGUGGUGGAGGGAUACUAGUUCUUGGUGAGAUUUUGGAUCCAAGAAUCGUUUAUACUCCCCUUGUACCAUCACAGCUUCAUUAUAAUGUAUAUUUGCAGAGCAUUGCUGUGAAUGGACAAUUGUUGCCUAUUGAUCCAGAAGUGUUUGCAACAUCUGGAAAUUGUGGAACCAUUGUAGAUUCUGGGACAACUUUGGCUUAUCUUGUCCCUGAAGCUUAUGAACCCUUUGUCAGUGCUAUAACUUCUUCUGUCUCACAGUUAGCCAGGCCCGUCAUAUCUACUGGGAAACAGUGCUUUCUAGUUUCUACCAGCAUAACUGAGAUAUUUCCUUCAGUUUCUUUGAACUUUGCUGGUGGCGCAUCCAUGGCUUUAAGACCAUCAGAGUACCUUGUUCAUAUGGGAUUUGUUGAGGGGUCCUCAUUAUGGUGCAUCGGGUUUGAAAAAAUGGACUGUGUUACAAUACUAGGAGAUAUUAUUCUUAAAGAUAAGAUCUUUGUUUAUGAUUUAGCUCAUCAGAGAAUUGGUUGGGCUGAUUACGAUUGUUCUAUGUCAGUAAAUGUGUCCAUAACUUCUGGUAAGGAUGAAUUUAUCAGCUCUGGGCAGUUAAGCGUGAGCGGUUCAUCUAGCAGUGUAUUCCUUCAUCUGCAACCUACUCCUUGCAGAAUUUCUACUCAUCUUCUGCGAACAUUGAUCCUCAUGAUAGGGCUCGGGUUCUCAUUUUUGUAGCUCAAGCUACAGUUUUGGAUUCCAUUUUUUCUUGGCUUAUUGGCUUUGCCAAUUUAUAUUUAUAACAAUUGGCCAGCCAUUGUAGUAGUGUGUGGAUGAUUCCAUUGUUAGGCUUUCCUCGAACAUACAUUUCUUACCUAACCAAAGAUCAGGGAUGUCUCAAUGUGUUUCCUAACUCCAUCAUCUCUCAUACUAGACCGUUAUCUAUCCUGAAUUUCCACAUAUUAUCAUUAUAGCUGGAGAUGGUAAAACUGUAGGAAGUGAAGAUUGUAGCACUGUGAGGACAGGAUUAUGACAGUGGUUGAUGCCAAACUGGUGAAAUCGAAGCGGUAAAACGCGGAUGCUGAUGCAUUCAGCUCUUGGCAAGCUUAGUUGUAGCGGAUGGAUCUUGUAUCUUCCAUAAGUUUGUUGUAGUAUAACAGUAAAUUAUGUAUUUUGUAGUAUGUUUUGUUUAUCUUAUUUGUGUUUGGCAUAACCCCCCCACAUGGAAAUUGUACAACAUUUUAUGAAGAGUAUGCUAUCAAAUGAAUGUAUUGUUCUCCUAAAAGGCAA
Molecule: messenger RNA, 2384 nt
Organism: Ipomoea triloba (trilobed morning glory)
Lineage: Eukaryota; Viridiplantae; Streptophyta; Magnoliopsida; Solanales; Convolvulaceae
Product: aspartic proteinase-like protein 2
Exons: 10
Coding region: 300-1832 (510 amino acids)
Biological process (GO): proteolysis
Molecular function (GO): aspartic-type endopeptidase activity
Source: RefSeq, a predicted model, not a curated record